UAUUCAGGAAACGAUACUGGAAUAUCUAUCAACGAAAGUAUUCUAUAUUGCUUUUUUCAGGAACUGGAUACGAAAAACAGACCAAAAUUUAACCCUGGGAAUAUCGGACCGGCUAAGAAAAUAGAUCAAGGAGAUUCAAAGAAAGAAUCGAAAGAUAUCUGGGUUAAUGAAGAAGUACCAGAGUCGGCCCAUGGUGAGGAUGAAUAUGACCCAAGACCUCCACCAGAAUAUGAAAUGAUAUUUAAGCAGGCUAUCACCUCAGAAGACAUGUACCUACAAAUGGGUAACAAAAAUCCAUCUACUGCAUCAUGUGAAGAUAUGGUGAUAAAAAUUAAAUUACCUGGAACAGAGUUGAAAGAUGUUGACCUUGAUGUGACUGAUAAAUUUUUGGAUUGUCGUACACCUAAAUAUAAACUUGCCCUUCAUCUUCCUCACAAAGUGGAUAGUGCUAAUGGUAAAGCUCAAAUGGACACUGACAAAGAAGUAUUGAMUGUUACUGUUAGAAUGGUCAGGGACUUUGAUUUCUUUAACACCUAGCAUCGCAUCUUAUUCAAUAGAUCUUAUAUAAGUUUUUCCUAUAAAUAUAAUAUAUUGUGAAUUAGAUAUUGUGGAUACAUGUUCUAUGUAAUCAAUAUCAUUGUCAUUUGUUACUGUAAUAAAAGCUAUUUCAUUAUUCA
Messenger RNA from Actinia tenebrosa (Australian red waratah sea anemone), 677 nucleotides. Its product is annotated as dynein axonemal assembly factor 6. The record is from RefSeq and is a predicted model, not a curated record. Gene Ontology annotation, cellular component: cytoplasm. Gene Ontology annotation, molecular function: dynein intermediate chain binding; protein-folding chaperone binding. Gene Ontology annotation, biological process: axonemal dynein complex assembly. Lineage: Eukaryota; Metazoa; Cnidaria; Anthozoa; Actiniaria; Actiniidae.